Molecule: messenger RNA, 252 nt
Organism: Helobdella robusta
Lineage: Eukaryota; Metazoa; Annelida; Clitellata; Rhynchobdellida; Glossiphoniidae
Exons: 2
Molecular function (GO): protein binding
Source: RefSeq, a predicted model, not a curated record
AGAUCAUACCCAUUUGCCGUCUGUUAUAUGGGUAUCACAGGAGUUGAAUUAUGUGUUGAUUCUUCACAUUCUGACAAUGAAGCUAAAUAUGUGAGACGAUCUUGCACUCCAAAUGCGAAGGUUGUGCACAUAUUGGAUAAGAAUGGCUUGAGGUUUUUCAUAUGUGCCACAAAAACCAUUCCUCUUGGUAAAGAGAUCACCAUACCAUUCUACUUUGAUUACCACAGAAGGUCUGCUUGCAUGUUUAUAUAA